Molecule: messenger RNA, 1083 nt
Organism: Prosopis cineraria
Lineage: Eukaryota; Viridiplantae; Streptophyta; Magnoliopsida; Fabales; Fabaceae
Product: disease resistance protein Roq1-like
Exons: 5
Coding region: 1-1083 (360 amino acids)
Biological process (GO): defense response; signal transduction
Source: RefSeq, a predicted model, not a curated record
AUGGAAGAGAGUAAAGUUGAGGGAGAUAGUCAUCAUUCACAACCACGGAAGCAUUAUCAUGUGUUCCUCAGUUUCAGAGGAAAAGAUACGCGCAGGAGUUUUACUGACCACUUGUAUGCUGCGUUACUACGAAAAGGGAUCGUUACUUUUAAGGAUGACAAAGAACUUGAGAGAGGACGAGUCAUCUCGGAGGAAACUCAUGAAAGCUAUCGAGGGCUCUCUAAGAUUGUGGAAUUUAAGGAGGAUUUUGGCCUCAUAGUUUUUCCAGUAUUUCAUGGCGUCAAUCCGUCUGAUAUACGACACCAGAAAGGAAAAAUUGGAAAAGCUUUUGAGAAACAUGAAGCCCAAUUUGCACAAGACAAAGAAAAGGUGCAGCGAUGGAAAAAAGCUUUGACUCUUGUCAGCAACUUUGGUGGCUGGGACACCAAUGAUCGGCAUGAAGCGGAUAUCAUUGAAGAAAUCGUUGCAGCAGUAUGUAGUCGACUGGAGGAAUCAGAAAGAAUAGGUUUAGUUGGCUUACAAAGGAAACUUCUUUCUCGUGUCCACCAAAACAAUAUUGAGAUCAAUGACUCAGACGAAGGAACGGUUGCAAUAAGACACUUUUUAUCCAAUGAAAAAGUUCUUAUUGUUCUCGAUGAUGUGAGUCACAUAAAUCAACUGGAGAAUUUGGUCGGAGACAAAGAUUGGUUUGGUGAUGGAACAAGAAUCACGCCAGAUUUCAAUGGAGUUCCAAAUCUUGAAUGCUUGCUUCUUGAAGGUUGUAAGAGCCUAUUUAUGGUUCAUGAAUCUCUUGGGCAGCAUAAGAAACUGGUAAAGUUGAAUUUGAAGGACUGCACACCUGAGAAUCCUCCCCAGAAAGUUGGAGAUGAAUUCUCUGGUGGAGCUUCUUCUUUCUGGAUGCUCAAAACUUCAGAAGCUUCCCAAAUUGGAGAAAAUAUGAAAAAUCUGUCCACAUGCGAUGUGAGUGACACCAAUAUAAGAAAAGUCCCUUUCUCCAUCAUUCAUCUGACAAAUCUCAAAGAGCUAUCUCUUCAUGGAUACAAAGGGCCAUAUUCCUUCUCACCUCUGGAUUCUCUUCCUUGA